AAGAUCAACCUGCUCUUGAUGCCCUCACUUUUGGAGAUACUAAUGUAUCUAAUACCUUUUCCUUAACAUUAACUCUACAUCCAACCGAUUGUAUAUGCGAUUUUCGUAUCAAUGCAUAUGGAUGCCCAGAAUCAAAAACCAUUCUUAAUAUACAUUAUGUUUUGUUGGUAGCUACUAUUUUAAACAUCUUGGUUAGUGGAUGUUUUAUAUAUUCGAGGACUUUUAUAAGAAAACAGCCCGUAUGGUUUGCUCCUACGCGGAAUAGAGGUAUUCUAAGGCCUAGGCCUCAAGAUGCUUUUCACAUCAUUACGGUUGUUUAUGGAUCUUUUCAAACUAUUCACACUAUUUUAAUAAUAACAUCGAUGUAUCCAAAUACUAUAACAGCUGAGAUUGGACAAGAUGUUCCACGGAUGAUUGGAUUUGGGUUAGCCGUAUUGUUGCCAGUUAGCAUUGGCACUCGCACGAUAAGAUGGACUCCUAGUAAAUAUUUUAUCGAUAGCAUAGGUUUCACUUUAAUAUUCGGUCCUUUCAUAACAAUGCUUCCAAUUGCCUACUUGACGGGUUUUUACGCUGAUCGUGGCGCUCCUCCAUUAUCAUCUUCAGGCUCUUUCCUACCUGAAACAAAUGAUUCAAUUCUUAUCAGGGAAAAUGCGACUUUGUUAGCAAAUAAAUUUUUUAAAAUUCACUAUUUGAUUUGGUCUGUUUGGAGUUGCUUCUAUGUGAUAAUUGUCGUUUAUUUCUGGUAUAAAUUAUGCUUAAUACUGCGAGUGUACAUGAGAGAGUUAAAAGAAAGACAACGAUCUGGUGAUUAUGAUGUUGAAUGGAAAUUAAAGAUGAUUGCAAGGGCUACCAAGAAUUUGUCCGUAAUUGCAGCAACGUUCGUAAUAACAAAUGGAUCAUACACUAUAAUGGCUUUCGCAUAUGGAUUAUUCCAACAUAACAUCACAAUAUUCAUUUCUGAAAUUGACAUAUUCUAUUUAAUUAUUUGGUAUUUUCCUUUUCCCAUUCUACUUUCAAUCACUCAAGCCGUUUUUAUUUACAACACAUAUAACCCAACUCCAAAUGGUCCAACAACUGCCUAUAUAUCAACAACGUCUUCCACCCUUGAUAAUGGUGACUCGCUAUCAAAUCUUGAUAAAAAAAUGGAUCUGGGAAUUAUAAUAAAAGCGUUAAAUGGUUGUAAAUAUCUUCCUACUGUUCGCAACAAACAAUCUUCGGAUUCUAUUAAUUCAAAAACUACUGUAAUGUCAUCUGAUCCAACUUUACAAGGAAGUAAAUUUAACGACGAUUCCAUAGAUGAAUUUAAAGUGAAUUAUAGUGGAGACGAAGCAAUGCAUAAAGAAAAUUAUGAUGAACAUGUUGUUUCUUUUAACAAUAAUGUGUCAAUUCCAAAAAAGCCAGAACCAUCAAGACAAAUCAGUUACAAGAGUUUUAAGUCAAAUAAUUCUUAUUAUAGUUGUUGUAGUAAUAUUUCAGAAUUAAAACCAUAA
This is a messenger RNA of Cetraspora pellucida, 1490 nucleotides long. NCBI's taxonomy places the organism in Eukaryota, Fungi, Glomeromycota, Glomeromycetes, Diversisporales, Gigasporaceae. The record is from the annotation of a GenBank genome assembly.